AAUGAACAAGCAAUUAAGCAAUAUUUAUAUUGCAAGAAUUGUAAUUGAUAUUUCAUCUACUGAGUUCUUUAGCUACUUUAAUCAGUUUCUGAUUAAAACUAUACAAGAUAUCAGCUUAGAAAAUCUUUGUAUUGUCACGUGGUUAAUCGAUAAAAGACAGUUGGAAAUAUGCGGAGAUUCAUCCCAUAUCCGAAAGACAAAAGAUCUAAUCAUAACCGAGUUACGUAACCAUGGUUAUUUGGAGAUCGUAUUAAGCGAUUUAAGUGAGGAUUUAGAUUGGGAAAAAACCGAAAACUUAGCAGCUCUUUUGUCAGAAAGGGAGCUUCAAGUUCAAGUAAAAUACUUUGGGAAUAAAUUAAAUAUAUUACAAACUGUUAGUGAUUUAGGCAAAGAUUCGAGAACCGAAUCAAUAACUUGCUUUAUAUUCAAGAAUACAGAUUAUUUCGUUCACGAUAUAGACGUAUCAAAUACUCAAGCCAAUGAUAUGGCUCUUUUUGAGCAGAGGUUCAAUGAUGCAAUAACUAUGAGAAGUGAUGCAAAUGGUACAGACGAUAAGAUUGAUGAGUGUAAAAUAAAAAAAUUUGAACAUUUCUGUCGUAGGGGAAAAUGUUUUAGAUUCUAUGAAAAAUCGAUAUUCUCUUAUGUCUUUGCAUUUUUUAAACCGAUUCUUAACAAUUCAUCCCAUCAUAUUUUCUUCUCUCCUCUUCGGAAUGAACUUAGUUUAGCAGUUGAAAACAGUGGUAUAUUUGAUGGACUAAUUUAUAUACUAGAAGAAACGCUUAGGGAGAGUUUACAAGAUAUUAUACAAGAGAAUCUUCAAACAAAGCCUAAAGUAGUUAACAAAGAAGAAAUUCUAAGUAAGCUUGCUAAAGAUGGUAAAAGACGUAGAGAAUUUCUUCUGGAAUACGAUAAAAGCUCUAAUGUUAGAUUUGUUGGUAGGAAACAAGUUCUAAAAAAAUUCCUUCAAGACAAUAACAAAAUAUUUACAACUUCAAGGUUUAAACUUGAUAAUAAACCCAUAAAUAUACCUCAUUCUCACCUAUAUAAGCCUACAAUUUACCAGAUAUCGGCUGAUAUUGGUUCCAUUCCAGCCGACGCCGUUGCAAUAUCAUUGCCAGUAAAAAGAUUCAUUUUAGACACUGGUGCUUCAUUAUCUGUAAGAGAUGCUCUUGCUGAAGAAGAUAUUUUAAAAAUUCAAAAGAUUCUACUGCAAAAAAGAUAUUGCGCUGGAGAAUACUUUUAUGAGGAUUUUUCUCAUUCGCAAUGGAAAGGAUUUGGAUGUAUUAUAGUAUCAAAAACGAAUUUAUACAGCUAUUUAAAAUCGUCUACAUCGUCUCUUCUACAAGAAAUUGACUCGAAUGGACAUCAAACUUUAUUAAUGACAAUUUUUGGAGGUUCUUUCGAUGACGCUGAUGUUAACUUUGACAAGAGUUUAAAAGAAAUAUUUGAAGCAAUUGAAUCAACUCGAUUCUAUCAUUUAAAAACAAUAUAUUUGGCUGAAAGAAAUCCUAGGAAGGCAACAGUAAUUGAAUUGUCUAGCUAUAAAUAUAACUUGUCUUGCCAAUCUUUAAAGAGACCUUUUAAUAAGGAAUUAGCUAAUCCUUAUCACACGGAAAAAUGCUUGCAGAGAGCAUAUAAUGUUCAAGAUAAAUUCUUUAUAACUAUUCAACUAUGCCCCAAGAUCUUUGAUUGUAAUAUAGAUUUAAUGAUACUCAUUGAAUUUGAUUUACCUGAAAAACCCUCCAUAUUUUUUGAAGAAGCUAUUCAAAGAUUUUCAAUUCUGGAAAAGAAUAAAUUAAUAAAUAUAGAGAAGAAAGAAAUAUUCCAUUUUGUUGGAAAUGUAAAGAACCUAUUGGUUUUAAACUAUAAUACAAAAUCAAACAACCUAGUAGGAUCCAAUAAAAUUGAAGAUGAUAUUAUCGAUGGAAUUAAUAAUGUUCUUGAACGUGAAAGAAUUGAAUCUAUCGUUUUUAAGAAUAUAAGUAUAAAAGAGCCAAUAAAAUCUAGUUCAAUUGGAGGAAGAUUACAAUUCGAUCACCGCAAUACCGAUGAAGAAACUUCAGAAGGCGAAGAAUCGUUAUUAUUAAAGUUUAAAUCUGAAUUUUACGAUUGCUUUAAACUAUAUACUCUAUCUUCAAAUGAUAUAGAAGAGAUAGAAAGUAACGAAAAUGUAAGACUUCGCUAUUUAAAAGAUAAUCAAUUGGAAAUAAUUGGAACGCACAAAUGUGUUGAAAAAUCCCGUUCACUCUUAUACAACCUGCUCUCUCAGUACGGUAUUAUUUAUAUGAAGUUUAAUGAAGAAUAUGAUAGAAUAGUUGAAAAAUUCUCGAUAUACGGAGAUCUUAGAUUGUUUAAAUUACCUAAUAAGAGUAAAACUGGUACAUGUUUCGGUAAUAAAGAACAAUUAAGAGAUGCAUUAAAUAAGAAUUUAAACACUUCCUGCAUAAAUUGUAUUCGUAUUAAAAUUUUCUCGUGGGAAAAUGAAAUAUACGAGUCAAGACAAAAAGUAUAUUCUUGUAAACGAACAAUUAAUGGAUUGAAAAUUGAAAAUAAUAGAACAAAUCAACAAAAAGUACAUUUGGAACCGGAACCGGAAGGAGUUGAAGAGCGUAUAGAGAAAAUACCUUUUCUUUGCUCUUCUCAAUUAACAAAUUAUUAUUGGUUUAAAUUUAAAGAAGAAAUUGAGAAAUAUUCUAAAAAAUUUCCAAAUUUAAUGACUUUAGUUCAAGGAAAACAUUUGGUACCUAUUGAUCAACGAGUAAGCGAGGAUACGUCAUCAUUUCCAUCAUUUCAGUUUGAGUCUUCUAUGAUGAAUAAGAAAUUCCAGUUUGAGGACUAUCCCCUUUUAGAACUUCAGUAUGGUUCAUUUUUCGAAACUAAAACAAAUUUUGGCCUAUUAAUUGAAUUAAAUGAACCUAACAAUCCAUCGGCUAUGCUGCAAGAAGUUAAAAAGCUCUUAUCAACCGAAAUUGAUAUGAAAAAAUUAUAUUCCUACGAAACUCAACAAGAAUACAUUUCCGUUGGUGAAAUAGAGAAGUUGACAAUUCUAAACUAUUCAAAUGAAUCUCAACAUUCCAGAGAUUUUUUAUGGCAGAUUGAGAGAGAUAUAUUAAAAAGAUUAGUCGAUAUAAUUGACAAAGGUUCAAAAAUAGAAACUAUAGGAUUAACAAAUCUAGCAAAAGGUUUCUUAAACUUUCCGGAAGACUGCUUCUUUACAGUGGAAAUUGUACGAAGUAUGAUUACCGAACAUAUUAUAGACAAGUCUAAAAAGAUUAUUGUUAUUACAAACGAUUCAAGAGAUUUCAUAAAAUUUGAACAAAUAUUUAAUGUUGUUUAUUCAAAAGGAAAGGAUCAAACGGUAAAAUUUACUUCUGAUGAAAAACGUCAACUAAAUCAAGGAUCUGAUUUGGGCGUUAAAAUAAUAAGAAAUAGAUUUAGUAAUUUUGAAACGGAAGAUGUGGUCUUCUAA
Messenger RNA from Dimorphilus gyrociliatus, 3469 nucleotides. Lineage: Eukaryota; Metazoa; Annelida; Polychaeta; Dinophilidae. The record is from the annotation of a GenBank genome assembly.